Molecule: messenger RNA, 547 nt
Organism: Aricia agestis (brown argus)
Lineage: Eukaryota; Metazoa; Arthropoda; Insecta; Lepidoptera; Lycaenidae
Product: glycine-rich protein DOT1-like
Exons: 2
Coding region: 16-396 (126 amino acids)
Source: RefSeq, a predicted model, not a curated record
UUGUACACCGUCAAAAUGGACAAAGGAAUGCUCAGUUUGACCGCGGCGCUGCUGCUGUCGGCGAUGUGCGCUGUGGAGGGGCAGAGCGCCGCGAGCGGGGCGGCGGCGGCGGGGGGCAGGGGCUUUGGAGGACCAGCCUCGGCGGCGGCAGCGGCAGCUGCCGGAGGCGGAUAUGGCGGACCCGGGUAUGGCGGACCCGGAUAUGGCGGAGGCGGAUAUCGUCCUCAGUAUGUUUAUAAUCCGGUUCCUAACACGUACCUCCUUCCCGGUGGACGGUCCUCCUCGAGCUACGUGAACGCAGCGAAGAAGAUAAAAAGUGCCAGUGGAGUGGGCAUCUUCGACGAUCUUUUAAAUCACCUUAUCGAUGCCAAAUUACUUAACAAUAACAAUGGGUAACUUGAUCCUUAUAUGGGUAUUGGGUUGUAACUUGUAACCCAUUGAACUAGAUAUACAUUUUUGUUGCGGGCACGUUAUCAUUAAUGCUAGGUUUUACAUGGCGAUGAAAUACAUCAAAUUCUUUUAAGUUAAAUUAUAUAUAUUUUUAUUU